Elaeis guineensis (African oil palm) is the source of this 4352-nucleotide messenger RNA. Its product is annotated as auxin response factor 17. The record is from RefSeq and is a predicted model, not a curated record. Gene Ontology annotation, molecular function: DNA binding. NCBI's taxonomy places the organism in Eukaryota, Viridiplantae, Streptophyta, Magnoliopsida, Arecales, Arecaceae. Gene Ontology annotation, cellular component: nucleus. Gene Ontology annotation, biological process: regulation of DNA-templated transcription; response to hormone.
CGAUGAUGAUAAUGACGAUUUCUACUCCCUUGUACUCGUAAAGAAAUACAACCCUGCUACUGGCUUCAGCUUCAGUUUCUAAGCAAGCCGAACUCAACUCUCCUCUGUCUCUCUCAGAACCUUCGCUCGAGCGAGCGAUCUCUGGUCUUCGAUCCAACUCGGGGAAAUCUUUUCGUGAUGCGAAUCUCCUCCCUGAAAUGCUCCAUCGCCGCCGCCUGAAAUCCCGGGAACCCGAGCUGGUUUGCUGCGGAGGCGGUGGAGAUCUGGGCUGGAUAGGGUUUAAGAUGAAGCUCCUGUGCACGCGGAGCUCGGCCUAGGGGUUUUCGGCUUCCGGCACCGAGUUCUCGGGGAACGGGCUCGUUUUCCUAUUUCGAGGAGAUCUGUGGGAUAGGGCUUGAGAUCGUGGCUUGGUUGGGAGGGCGAACUUGUUGUGGUGCUUCGGGAGCUCUUAGUGCUGGUUUGAAGUGCUUGGAGAGAUCCUGAGGGGAGAUCUGGGCGAUUCUCAGGUCCCCGUUGGGGUUUCUUCUCAAACGUGGGGGCUUUUGUGCGAGUUGUGGUGGUGCGAGCUGGUAUCUUGAGGUUUGGAGAGCUUAACUCGGUUGAAGGGAUUUUUAAUCGAAAGGUUACUUCUUUGGGGAGGGUUCAUACUGGGUUGCCUUAGCUGAGGUAGUUGUUGUACUUCUGGUUUAAGUUUCUACCCUUCGCUUGAGGUCUUUAAUCUCUGGUGUUGCGAGUCUUACUGCCGUUGUUCGAGACCUCGGGUGGAGGUUACCAUGGUAGGAGUUUCGGUUAGAAUUUCUUCUGACGUUUGAAAACCCAGGCUCUCAAUAAGCCUGAAGGUCGCUUUGUGAAAUCUGGGAUCUUGGUCUAGGUUUCAGCUGGAAAAUCUGUCGUCAGAAGGUGGAGAUAAUCUUUUUCAGGUCGAAAUAUUUAACUCUAAAGUUUGCAUGGUGAAUGUCAGGAACUGAUGAGCUUGGAGAUGAUAAUUUCUUCCAGUGGAAUUGGUGUCGGUGGAAGGUGUGCGUACCUGCAGGGGUUUGUUCACCAAGUGGAGUAUUCUUCUCCAAUUUUUGUGUUGGUCCUCUUCUUCUCAGUUGGAUGAACCGAAGCAAAGCAGUGGGUUUGGUGCUCCGGAGAGAAACAUAAACGAAGCCAUAAUAGUCAUUUCAACCAGGGAAUUGAAAAGUUAUAAUUUUUGUUGACGAAUCACCUUACUUCGGAUAUUUCACUUGUGUGCCGAAGAAAAGGAGCAACUUCUGUCUCCAGCUUUUUGUUCCUUUUGUAUUAAACCUUUUCAUAUCUGCAAAAGAUGAGGAUCUCAUCGUCAGGUCUUGCAAAUCAGCCUCAGGAAGAAGAACAAAGAUAUCUGAAUUCAGAGUUAUGGCAUGCAUGUGCUGGGCCACUUGUAUCAUUACCUGCUGUUGGAAGUCGUGUGGUAUACUUCCCACAGGGUCAUAGUGAGCAGGUAGCUGCAUCAACAAACAAGGAAAUUGAUUCCCAUAUUCCCAACUAUCCAAGCUUACCUCCUCAGUUGAUCUGUCAGCUGCAUAAUGUCACUAUGCAUGCUGAUGUAGAGACAGAUGAAGUUUAUGCCCAAAUGACAUUGCAACCUUUGAGCCCGCAAGAGCAAAAAGAACCCUAUCUCCCUACUGAAUUGGGUACACCCAGCAAACAGCCAACUAAUUAUUUCUGUAAAACAUUGACUGCAAGUGACACCAGUACACAUGGUGGUUUCUCUGUUCCCCGGCGAGCAGCUGAAAAAGUCUUUCCACCAUUGGAUUUUUCACAGCAGCCUCCUGCACAAGAGUUGAUGGCACGAGACCUUCAUGGAAAUGAGUGGAAAUUCCGUCAUAUCUUUCGUGGUCAGCCAAAGAGACAUCUUCUUACAACAGGAUGGAGUGUGUUUGUAAGUGCCAAGAGACUUGUUGCUGGCGAUUCAGUCCUUUUUAUCUGGAAUGAAAAUAAUCAGUUGCUUCUGGGCAUUCGUCAUGCUAAUCGACCACAAACGGUUAUGCCUUCAUCAGUUUUGUCAAGUGAUAGCAUGCACAUAGGUCUUCUUGCUGCAGCUGCUCAUGCUGCUGCUACAAAUAGCCGUUUUACCAUUUUUUAUAACCCAAGGGCAAGUCCUUCUGAAUUUGUUAUACCACUAGCUAAGUAUAUUAAAGCAGUGUAUCACACGCGUGUUUCUGUGGGCAUGCGUUUCCGAAUGCUUUUUGAGACAGAAGAGUCAAGUGUUCGCCGGUACAUGGGCACAAUUACUGGGAUAAGUGAUCUGGAUCCUGUCCGUUGGCCAAACUCGCAUUGGCGUUCUGUGAAGGUUGGCUGGGAUGAAUCAACUGCUGGAGAGAGGCAGCCAAGGGUGUCACUAUGGGAGAUCGAGCCUCUAACAACAUUCCCAAUGUAUCCAUCCCCUUUUCAUCUUAGGCUUAAGCGUCCAUGGCCUACAGGAUUGCCCUCUUUACAUGGUGGAAAAGAUGAUGAUGCUGGUCUGAAUUCUCCACUGAUGUGGCUUCGAGAUGGUGGAAAUCCAGGGAUCCAAUCUUUGAACUUCCAGGGAAUUGGUAUUACACCUUGGAUGCAACCAAGACUUGAUGCUUUGAUACACGGUCUGCAACCUGACAUGUACCAGUCAAUGGCUGCAGCCGCACUUCAGGAAAUGAGGACUUUGGAUCCUGCAAAACAGGUAUUACCAGCUGUUCUGCCAUUCCAGCAACCGCAAAACUUAACUAGCAGAUCCACCCCUCUAUUACCGAGUCAGAUUCUACAACAAGUGCAACCUCAAUCACAGCAAACCUUCCUUCACUCCAUUCAAGAAAACCAGGUUCCAAGCCAGACUCAGUCUCACUUCCUUCAACAUCAGUUGCAGCAGUGCAACUCGUUUGGUGAGCAGCAGCAGCAGCAUCAACAGAUGCAGCAACAACAAUUGCCACAGCAACAGCAUUUGCUAAUGCAACAGCAACAACAGCAUCAACAAAUGCAGCAGAAGCACUUGCCUGAUCAUCAACAAAUUCCUAACAUAGUAUCAGCCCUGUCUCACUUUACCUCUGCUUCUCAAUCCCAAACUCCUAUGUUGCAAACAAUUUCCUCAUUUUCCCAGCCACAGAAUUAUCCAGAUUCCAAUAGUAAUUCUGUUUCAACAAAUAGCACCUCUCCCCUGCAUAAUAUUAUGCGACCAUUUUCUCCAGAAGACAUAUCACGCCUUAGUUUGCCAAGAACCACCCCUCUAGGCACUUCUAGUCCCUGGUCAUGUAAACGAAUUGCAGUUGAGUCAGUUCUCCCAUCUGGAGCUCAAUGUGUUGUGCCCCAUGUGGAACAGUUAGGUGCUACACAGCCUAACCCCUCCCCACAAUCUGUGACAUUGCCACCUUUUCCAGUAAGAGAAUGUUCAGUGGAUCAAGAUGGUAGCACAGAUCCCCAAAACAAUUUGUUGUUUGGGGUUAACAUAGAUUCCUCAUCACUUCUAGUGCAGAAUGGCAUGCCAAGCCUUAGAACUGUGGCCAGUGAAAGUGAUUCAGCAGCUAUGCCAUAUGGUGCUUGCAAUUUUUUGAGUCCGUCAGGAACUGACUUCCCAUUGAAUCAAGCACUGACUAGUUCCAGUUGCUUAGACGCAUCAAGAUUUUUGCAAUCCCCCGAGAACGUGGAUCAAGUGAGCCACCCACAGAGUGGAACCUUUGUGAAGGUUUACAAGGCAGGGUCCUUUGGGAGGUCACUGGAUAUCACCAGAUUCAGCAGCUACCAUGAGCUGCGCAGUGAGCUGGGGCGUCUGUUUGGCCUAGAAGGUCAGCUAGAAGACCCUGUGAGAUCAGGCUGGCAGCUUGUAUUCGUUGACAGGGAGAAUGAUGUUCUUCUUGUUGGCGAUGAUCCCUGGCAGGAGUUUGUGAACACUGUAUAUUGCAUAAAGAUACUUUCACCCCAAGAAGUGCAGCAGAUGGGCAGACAAGGUGUUGAUCUUCUGAGCUCGGCCCCCAUCAAAAGGCUCCCUAGCAACAGUUGUGACGGCUAUGUGAGCCGGCAGGACUCAAGAAAUUUGAGCAGCGGUGUCACGUCUGUGGGGUCUUUGGAUUAUUGAAAGCAGAAGUAAGGCAUCAGCUCAUGAGGACCCUUUUCUUGUAUUUUGCUGCACUUGCUCGUUUUGGGAGCCUGACUGAAGCACCGAGUGAGUCAGCUAUGUAUGUCUGUAUCAUAUGAUAUCCGCUCAUAACCUUGAUAUGCAUGCAGAGCACUUAUUAUCUGAAGACUUGAUUCUGUGAAUGUAGGCUAUUUCAUUAAGUAGUCCCUGAUGUAGAGUGUCGGGAACAGCUUCUGAUUCUAGAUCUCCAGAAAUCUUAAUGAUGACAUUCUCUUGAACUCCA